This is a messenger RNA of Tetrapisispora phaffii CBS 4417, 450 nucleotides long. RefSeq names its product 60S ribosomal protein uL15 (gene RPL28). Gene Ontology annotation, molecular function: structural constituent of ribosome. NCBI's taxonomy places the organism in Eukaryota, Fungi, Ascomycota, Saccharomycetes, Saccharomycetales, Saccharomycetaceae. The transcript has 2 exons. Bases 1 to 450 code for a protein of 149 amino acids. Gene Ontology annotation, cellular component: cytosolic large ribosomal subunit; ribosome. Gene Ontology annotation, biological process: translation. The record is from RefSeq and is a predicted model, not a curated record.
AUGCCAACCAGAUUUACUAAGACUAGAAAGCACAGAGGUCACGUCUCAGCCGGUAACGGUAGAGUUGGUAAGCACAGAAAGCAUCCUGGUGGUAGAGGUAUGGCCGGUGGUCAACAUCACCACAGAAUUAAUUUGGAUAAAUACCAUCCAGGUUACUUCGGUAAGGUCGGUAUGAGAUACUUCCACAAGCAACAAGCUCACUUCUGGAAGCCAGUCUUAAACUUAGACAAAUUGUGGACUUUGAUCCCAGAACAAAAGAGAGAUGAAUACUUAAAGUCCUCUUCUAAAUCUGCUGCUCCAGUCAUUGACACCUUAGCUGCCGGUUACGGUAAGGUCUUAGGUAAGGGUAGAAUUCCAAACGUCCCAGUCAUUGUCAAGGCUAGAUUCGUCUCCAAGUUAGCUGAAGAAAAGAUCAAGGCUGCUGGUGGUGUUGUUGAAUUAAUCGCCUAA